Molecule: messenger RNA, 762 nt
Organism: Ascochyta rabiei
Lineage: Eukaryota; Fungi; Ascomycota; Dothideomycetes; Pleosporales; Didymellaceae
Exons: 1
Coding region: 1-762 (253 amino acids)
Source: RefSeq, a predicted model, not a curated record
AUGGCUUCCUCAUACACUCCUUCCUUUGGCAAAAUGGGCAAGUUCAGCGCACCCGCCGCUUCCAGCGUCAAGAUGGGAAACUUCAGCUCUACUCCCUCGACGGUUGCCAGAAAUCGAGUUCUGGAGAGCUGCUGGCGCAAGCCUGAAAGUUCACCAUUACCACCCACAGCAACACCCCUGUGCCCAACCUCAAUCUCAUCAUCACCACACAGCAAUCCCUUCCUGAUCACUCGCCCAAAACCUGCUGAGAACUGCCCCUGGGACGCGUUUGGUGCAGCACGCUUGAGUGGCCUUCAGGCACCUAAGCGCGCAGGCGCUACGCAACCCCUCGAGUGCGUUGUCGGCCGAGUGGUUCUUCUGCCUGGCCAGCAGUUGAUCCCGACGACAUCCGUCGUCCACAGACAAGCACAGGGCAAGCCCUGGGAACACCCCCAAGUCAUCACUAAGACCUGGGUAGACGGGAACGGCGUCAGACUCGUCAAGCUCCGGACCUGUACGAGCUUCGGUGGGGAGGGCAUUACCCGAAAGAAGGAGCACCAGCGCCACUACUUCGUGGAGGCCGAGGAGAGCCAGCUGACGCGCGAGUCUGAUACUUUCACCAAGCAGACCUACGUCAACUGCUCACCGGGGGCUGAGUUCACGGCCGAGUUCGAGCAUCUCGCGUUGUGGCCAGGCUCAGCCAAGAACGCCAUCCAGUUCAGCCCUGCUGCGGUAGUAGGCUUCAACAAGUGCGAAGACGAACGCAGAGACAGCUGCAACUGA